AUGCCUUUUAAUUUUGAAAAUGUCAAGAUACAAUUACAUGCCGAGCAUUAUUUGAUGAAUGAUUGUUGGUUAAAAGAUUGCGUUGGUUAUUAUUCAACAGAAGUCAACCCUCAGGCAGUCCAAGCUGAGAUUGUCAAGUUUGUAAAAGACCAAUGGAUUUUAAGUGACUUAAGAGAAAUAAAUGAUCAGCGUGGCUGUUUACCUGAAAAUCUUGCACAGCAAAAAAUGAUAACUCUUCCCGGUACUUAUAUUUUGCAGGUUGAAAAAGGAUAUGAUAUAUCGACAUCUAAAUACAAGCAAGUAGAAAAGAUACGGAACGUUUCUAGUGAAAAUAUCGAGGUGACUGAAGCUGAAAAAAAUCCGACAUGGGAACCCAAGACCAAGAGAAUGAUGUACCUGUAUCUCACUGACGGCAAGCAAGAAGUUACUGCCAUGGAACACAAACCUAUACCUUUCUUGAAGGAUCAUUUACUACCAGGGUACAAAAUUAUGAUCAAAGGACCCGUUAUUUUGCGAAGAUCGGUUAUUAUGCUAGAAAGUAAAAACUGUUCUCACGUUGGCGGUGAAAUAGAAAAUCCGUAUAAUGAUAAAAAAUCUGAUGAUAAAAAUGAACCACUAUCAUUGGACGAAGGUAUGGAUAUAGACAUGGAUGCUCUAGAUCAGAUUGAAAAGAAAUAUGAUGACAAUUCUGGCGUAAAAGCACCUAAAACAAAACCCACAAGUGCUACAACGAGUAGGACCAAAAGAAGAGAAAGUGUUCUACUUGACAGUCUUCCUGUUUGUUUUGAUAGUAUCGAACAAGUUGAAAAUGAAUUCGCUGAUGAUUUUGACGACAUGAUAGGAAUGAUAGAUGAAGCUAACUUGAAUGUUGUUGGUGGCGGUGACAAGGAUGUCGAAAUAGAAGAAGUAAAAAUUGAAGCUGAAAAUACCAGAGCUGGAGCUUUUCCUGAAGAUGAUUUUCCGACUGAUUUAGAGUUUGAUGAAUUUGAAUUUGAUUCUUUUCCUUAUGAAAAAACUACUAACAUGCUAGAGGAGGACAAAGUUGUAAGUGAAUCUUUGAAUAAUGUUGUGGAUGCUAGUAGAAGUACAAUUGUCAGUAAUGCUACAGCUUCCAGUUGUGUUAAAAGCAACGUGACUAUUAGUAAUGCUAAGAACAAUGUAACUGGUAGUAAUGUUAAAAAUAAUCCUACUAAUAUUACUAAGAGUAACUUUAAUUUUAAAUCCUCAAAUGAUUCAAGUCACAAAUCAAUAAGACAGAGUAGUGAAACUGUAAAUAAAAUACCUGAAAAAAUGACUCCGUCAUUUUCUGGCAGUGAAGUUUGUCGCGGAUCUCCGAUGAAAAAUGAUAACAAAAUUAGUCCAUCCAAUAAUCCAGUCAUUAAUCCAUUUGUUACACCGUCAAAAAAUCCCCCGAAGACUAUUAGAAAGGAGACGCCUAAGAGAAAUCUGAAGAAUGUACAAAAAAUAACAGACUUCAUGAAAAAAAGUGUGACACCUAAAUCUGAUGAAAGUAAACUGAGCUCUGCGUUGAUAGAUAACUAUGACUUGAUUAAAGACAUUGAAAAACUGAUGCCCGUUUCUAGAGAAAUAGACAAAAAAAUAAAAGGCACUAUUAUAUCGCUUGCGAAUCUUGAGAGAAGAGAUCCCAAUUGGUACUUGCAGGGAAUACUUAACAGGUUGAUUGGAUUUAAUCUCGCUGAAUUUUCUCAGAUGAAAAAAUUAAAAAAGACUGAUCCUGAAGUCGCAAAUAAAUUAAGACAAGGGCUACGUGGAGCUGAAUUCAAACUUAGUCAUCUUCAUACAUUGUUGAGGUGUAAAUUAUUACCCAACAAUCCAGUUUUGUUUGUUGAGUCCAUGCUUGAUUUAACAGGAGGUCAAAGAAAAGAAGUUUAA
Messenger RNA from Cotesia congregata, 1893 nucleotides. The record is from the annotation of a GenBank genome assembly. Lineage: Eukaryota; Metazoa; Arthropoda; Insecta; Hymenoptera; Braconidae.